Anopheles aquasalis is the source of this 1654-nucleotide messenger RNA. It is a transcript of the gene JMJD5, whose product is annotated as Jumonji domain containing 5. The record is from RefSeq and is a predicted model, not a curated record. Gene Ontology annotation, cellular component: nucleus. Gene Ontology annotation, molecular function: histone H3K36 demethylase activity. NCBI's taxonomy places the organism in Eukaryota, Metazoa, Arthropoda, Insecta, Diptera, Culicidae.
GUUUUGUUCGGUGUGAAUAAAAGGAUCUUCCGUGCUUCGAAUUAUCGGAAAUGGAGGAAAUAAUUAAAAAGAGUGUGAACGAGCUGCUAGCUAUUUGUCCCCGCAAGACAUUCUUCGAUCGGUGCACGUGGAUUCAAAAGGAACCACUAGUUUCUAGGGUGAUACAAUCAACUGUUGAUUCUUUGGAGCCCGGCUGGUGCGCGAGUGCGAUAAACAUGCCGCAAAAUUUGAUAAAAAUUGGUUUAAUUUAUGAUACCGUGUACAAUCAGUUACACACCGGCCAGUGGAAAGAGGUUGAACCGGAGAAAAGGGAGCUCUUUACAAUCCUCUCCUUUCUAAGGAUUGUACACAUUUUACUCGUUUCCAAAGACGUACUGCAAUCAUUAAAGGAUGGAAUAUAUCUGGCUGAUUUGGGUUUGAUGUUGGGAUCGUCGGUGGCGUCCACUACCACUAAUUCACCCUCUGAUCUUCUCACUGAAUCGGCAUCGAUAUUGUCGACAAACCUAUCCCAAUUUAAUGCACAGGAACCGCCUCUAAAACGCAUCAAAAUAGAAGAAUGUGAGACUGCAACCAAAGAUUCGGGAAUUAGUUGCGACGUGCCAGUACUGGAAUGUCCUUCUUUGGAUUACUUUGGGAAAAAUUGUUACGGUCCCCAACAGCCGGCACUGCUUCGGAAAAUAAUGAAUGACUGGCCAGCGAUGAACCGCUGGCAUGAUCUUAAUUACUUGCUAAGGGUCGCCGGCGAACGAACCGUGCCGGUGGAAACCGGCUCACAGUACAGCAACGAUGACUGGUCGCAAAAGCUCAUGAAGUUCGGAGAGUUUCUUAUGCAAAGUGUAGCCACCGAUCGAAACCAGGCAAACGAUCCGGUCUCCUAUCUGGCACAGCACGAUUUGUUCGAUCAAAUUCCUGCGCUUCGGCGGGAUAUCAUCGUACCGGACUAUAUCGGGUGCACCGAUAUUGCCCCCCGCAUCCGAGCAUGGUUGGGGCCAAAGGGCACGGUUUCGCCAUUGCACACCGACCCCUGCCACAAUCUGCUGUGCCAGGUUUUUGGCAGUAAGACCAUCAUUCUCGCACGGCCGGAAGAUACGGACAAGCUGUACCCCCACGAGCACUUCAUACUGAACAACACAUCGCGCGUCGAUGCUCGCCAACCGGACUACGAGCGGUUUCCGCUGCUGCGGGAGGUGCGGUUCUACCGGGUGACGUUGCGCCGGGGCGAGGUCCUGUACAUACCGCCAAAGUGGUGGCACUAUGUGGAAUCACUGUCACCGAGCUUCUCGGUUAGCUUUUGGUUUGAAUGAUUCAUGCUGAUUGCUGAUGGUGUCCUGAUGCGGCAGCUGACACCGCGACCGCAGCGGUUGGCUGCUGCGUGUACCGUAAACGAGAACCGAAAUAAACACUUAUCAAAUCAAUCCCCGCUCAGAGACCCUCUAGAAACCGAUCUCCACCCCCGGUGGCCCAUGUGGCGGACGAAUAUCAAGCGGACAAACAAACGAAGUGUGUGCCGGAUGGAGUGAACCGAGUGAGCACAUGCGCGAUGGUACAGCAUCCUUGCGAUGCUGCUUCGCCCGAAUCCCUCGUCGUUGACGAAGCGUACAGUGGACAACAAGAAAUGUAUAUACUCGAUGCUUCAUGUCCAAUAAAUGGCAAG